GCGCGGCGCCGGCGCGGCCGGAAGGGGCGGGGCGCGUGGGGCGACGCAUUUCCGGCGGGGAGCUGGCGGCUGCCGAGGCAGGGGAGUCGCUGGGGCCGCGGCCGGAGGCGAGUGAUCUUCAGCGAUGUCGUUCAUUUUCGAGUGGCUCUACAACGGCUUCAGCAGCGUGCUGCAGUUCCUAGGUUUGUACAAAAAGUCUGGAAAACUUGUGUUCCUGGGCUUGGAUAAUGCAGGCAAAACCACUCUUCUGCACAUGCUCAAAGAUGACAGGCUGGGUCAGCAUGUCCCUACGCUACAUCCAACAUCAGAGGAGCUGACGAUUGCUGGAAUGACUUUUACAACUUUUGAUCUGGGUGGACAUGAACAAGCUCGCCGGGUCUGGAAGAACUACCUGCCGGCAAUUAAUGGGAUUGUCUUCCUGGUGGACUGUGCGGAUCACUCGCGUCUUAUGGAAUCCAAAGUUGAGCUUAAUGCGCUAAUGACAGAUGAAACAAUAUCCAACGUGCCAAUCCUUAUCUUGGGUAACAAAAUUGACAGACCAGAGGCCAUCAGUGAGGAGAAGCUGCGGGAGAUCUUUGGGCUUUACGGACAGACCACAGGGAAGGGAAACGUGCCACUGAAAGACCUGAACACGCGUCCCAUGGAGGUGUUCAUGUGCAGCGUGCUGAAGAGGCAAGGCUAUGGCGAAGGCUUUCGUUGGCUAUCGCAGUAUAUUGACUGAUACUGGGACAGACGUCGAGUUUUACUCCUCUGGACUGAUCCUGUUCGCAGCUUCUAUGGACUUUUCUAUUAGAACAUGGAAGGCUUUCCAACCACAUACUGGCAUUGACCAAGAGACUCCUGGUUUUCAACUACUCCAUUGCACAGUGGUGACACAACUCUUUUCCACAUGACUGGGAGACAGCACAGCUCUGCACAGGGGUGCAAGUUGUCCCUUUCAGUUGCCGCGGUUUCCUAUGGAAACCGGGGCUUUCGGUUACAAUGGGGCUGGUGUGAUCUGGGAAGCAAAACUCUGCACACUGCACUGUAACAGCUGAAAAAGAGAGCACGUCUCACCACUGUGGUUAAUUGACUUUAAGAAAAAAAAAAAGAGAAAAAAAGAAAGCAAUUAUAUUUUUUAAAGAAAGUGUUACUGUAAACAGCGUCCCUUCUAACUUUUUAGUUUAACAUUCAUCUUGUUUAGUCCAGAGUCUGUUUAGGGUUUUUUAAAAAUAUAUUUAACGGUAUUUAGAUAUUUCGCAAAUUACUGAACAAAGUAUCAUGAUAUUAGAAGUCCUCAAUAAAUAUAGAUUUGGGCUUAACUGAUCUGUAGGAUGGUUGUGCUGUGUCGCACUGGCUGAUCACGAGGAGGGUGCUGUUGGGACUGACUCGUGCAAUCAAGCUUCUUUACUUCACAGGGGACUUUAGCUGGAAGAGAGCACCCGCGAGCACAGCUGUUUGCUGCCGCCUCGCGGUUUUCGGGGUCUGACGGUGGUUACCAGCUGCGGCCCCCUCGAGCGGCGAGCCCGGGGGCCAGGCCACGCGAGAGCAUCCUUCGGUUUCCCUGCAGCAGCGGGCCGGGCUCGCCGGGCUGUCGGUCGGGACGGUGGGGUCUUCUUACUGCAGGGCUCCGCUUUGCUGUGACAGUAAGAAACGGUGAAGCUGUUUUCGGUUGUUGUAGCAUGGAAGUGUUUGACAUUUGCAUAUCAUAUGGUUAUUAAUGUAGACUAAACCAGUUUCUUUUAUACGCGA
Messenger RNA from Dromaius novaehollandiae (emu), 1731 nucleotides. RefSeq names its product secretion associated Ras related GTPase 1A (gene SAR1A). Gene Ontology annotation, cellular component: COPII vesicle coat; endoplasmic reticulum exit site. Bases 125 to 721 code for a protein of 198 amino acids. Gene Ontology annotation, molecular function: GTP binding; GTPase activity. Gene Ontology annotation, biological process: intracellular protein transport; vesicle organization; endoplasmic reticulum to Golgi vesicle-mediated transport. NCBI's taxonomy places the organism in Eukaryota, Metazoa, Chordata, Aves, Casuariiformes, Dromaiidae. The transcript is spliced from 7 exons. The record is from RefSeq and is a predicted model, not a curated record.